UCCAGUUGGCUUGGAAAUUACGUAUUUUUCGGUUGAAUUCGGUUUUCAAAAUUGUGUAAUAAACCCAUUAUCAAAACAUGCCAACAUUUUUGGAAGCCAUGUCGAGGUCUAAGCUUCAUCCCACGUUUGUUGUCAAGCCAAAGAUGUUUCUGAAGCAGGCUUGUACGUAUUUCAGCACAGGUAAGAAGAGCAUCAGGGAAAGGGGGCCUGAAAACGUUCCCAGGGUCAAUUUGGAGAAAUUCAAGAAACCCCUCAACGAGCAAAUGAAUAAACUUCCGGAUUACCUAUUCUCAUCUAAAAUUUCAAGGGGUAGUGAAAGCAUUCCGAUUUUAAGCAGUCGCGUAAAAACAUACCAUGCGGAACCGGAAGAGCCAAAUUGGAGGCUAUUCAAAGAUCACUUAAGGGAACUAAACCAAAUGUAUCGGCCAGAUAAGCAGAAUUUGAGGACCAUUAAAUCCCUACCCACCUUGCCGCGAAUUAGAGGAAAACAUUUAGUUGAUUCGCAGAAAAUUUUUCGCAGAAAACUUGUUAAAAAGAAUCAAAACCUUCCUUCAAAGAACAAUAAUACCUUUAGCGUGGAAAGGCAUGGAGUCCUGGCAAGCCAUGGAGUCCUGUCAAGCCAUAGAAGAAAAAGGAUACCCAAAAGAAAGGGAAAUCCACACAAGCCUACAACAAAGCCAUCGGGAUUAAAACUUUCAGACGAACUUGAUCGUCUGCUCAAAAGAUUCUUGUUCACUAAAAUUCAAGCAAAGAGGCUAAAGAAGCCCAAGCAAUCUCAUCUCAAGCCGAAGAAAACAGUUAAGAAGGGUAUUAUUAACACAACACAACCCAAAAUUUUAAAAAAACCAUUGCCCAACCAAAAGUUACCAGAAAAGGUGUUAAAAAAAAAACUCGUAAACCUCUGGCCAAAUUUAGUCGAGUUGGGUGAGUUAGAGGCUCCAAAAAACCCCGAAAAACUUACCAUUAAUAUGCGACGCAAAAUUCUAAAAAAAUUAAACCGAACCGCAAUCCGAUUGCCAUCCGAAGUGAAAAAUGUUCUGAAGCGCAGGAUUAAGGGGACAUUCAAAAAGCGAAAGAGUCCUCCUAAGAAAUCGACUAAGGAGCUUAACGAACCUGAAGAAGAAAAACGAGUGGAAGAAGCGGAUUCCCAGGACAAAGAAUCGCCUUUUAAGUUGGGUAAGCAACUGAAAGUCCACGACUAUGGGUUUAAGAAACUAAAGGGUCUGUCUCCGGGGAGAGAAGCUGCCGUAAAUGGAGAUACGCCAACAGAUAGUAUAAUACAGGAAUCCGAAGCGAUUUCCAACCGAAAAGUCUUUCGCAGUUUAGACUUGGGCCAUCGGAGUGCGACUAGGCAAACAGCAACUAGCAUGUUCCUUAACCUCGACAAAGGCGAUGAGAGAAACAUAUCUUCUAGGUUCGAUCUUCUUGACCAAUUGUCCCGACUUGAAAGCUCCAAGAAUACAGAAGGUGAAAACUUUGAGUACUUAGAGGAUACUGGGUCACCAUUGGAUUACGACAUAUCGGAGGAAUUAAGUAAAGCACCUUCGCCUACUAGAAGAACAAGGCAAACGAUGCAAAAUAACUCCCCCUCGAAGCCAGACGUUGACCCGGUGCCCUUUGACUUCUUUGCCUUUGGCGAUUUUGAACCUAUAAAGUUUGAAGACCCUGUACCUGUAGAUCAAAAGAAACCCCGUCCAUUGAAACGUUUGAAGAAGAAAAAAUCGAAGAAACUUAAAAAAACAGCAGUACCCCAGGCUGAUGCAGGAACCCAGACCAUUUGCCAAUGUGAAAUUUGUCGUUUCCUGCAGAAAUAUAAGACGGACAAAAUUCCACCUCUGGUUACGGAAAUGAAAAUCAAGCAAAAAUUCUUUGAACAAAGACAAUUCUAUAUGGAUAAUGUGAGGCAUAGAAAAUUUAAAGUCUCAGAUGAUGCCGGGCAAAAGCUAAGCAGAAAGGGCUCAGAAUCACUGCACAGAAGCCCGUUCAUUAGCAUAUCUAAUCAUGAAGAAAGAAAUAAUUAUUUGCAGUGUCCCGAGAGCCUUUUCGCGACUUAUCAAGACUUCAUAAAUCCCAACGGACUUAAAAAACAAAAACCGCAAGCAUGCGACGAUUACAAGGCACCCAAUGUGUCCGGAAUGUUUUCUCGAUGUUAUCAGACCCUUUUCGAAGCCGAACAGCGAACAAACGGAAUGUUCUCAAACCUUUUUUAUCCCAAAAAUAAUAUUUGCCACGGAUUUUGCUUGCAUUGCCAACCAAUAGCUCAUCCGAAUAAGCUGCCAAUUAACUUUAGGAUAUAAAAAGACACUUAAGUAAGUUUUUUGCUUACUAGCUCUUAAUUGGUUUUUGGAAAAUAAUAGAGGAAUUCUAAGUUUUUCACUGUUUAGUGCAUCCCCAUACAAAUGAAACCAACUUGAAAAUUCGUUUAAUAUAGUUGGUUAUUUUGGUUGACAAUAAAUUCUGUGUUCAUUUUAGAACAUUCAUGAAAAGGAACACAGAGUUUAUUGACUACUAAAAAUCAUUAUGUUUGUAUGGGGUACUGGAAACACUGACAAAAAGUGAAUAUUGUUAACUAUUUCGCUUAGGAAAUUCCCGUCACACAUAAAUGAAUUGUUCAAACAAAAAGGCACCGUCACGUUUGCCAUCAAUCCCAAUUCAGCUGGUAAUUACAUAAAUUUCCCUGAUGUGAGUGCCAUCAACGGAAUGCCGUGCAAAUGACGGUCAUUAGUUCGCCAGUCCAGCCCCAAAGGAUGGAUAGAUUGGUGCGGUGGCACGAAUGUUGAUUUGAUUGAUUUAUAUUGGGGUCGGAGAACGGGACUCACUCCUAAUGAUAGUUUACCAUAUCGUAAGCCCACCCAACUGCCG
Messenger RNA from Drosophila ficusphila, 2862 nucleotides. RefSeq lists its product as uncharacterized. Lineage: Eukaryota; Metazoa; Arthropoda; Insecta; Diptera; Drosophilidae. The record is from RefSeq and is a predicted model, not a curated record. Bases 78 to 2297 code for a protein of 739 amino acids. The transcript has a single exon.